Messenger RNA from Prunus armeniaca (apricot), 222 nucleotides. Lineage: Eukaryota; Viridiplantae; Streptophyta; Magnoliopsida; Rosales; Rosaceae. The record is from the annotation of a GenBank genome assembly.
AUGCUCUACGCAACGGGGCAAUCGAAAUUCCCAAAUUCCUUCACGGGACUAGGGUCCAUAUGUUGUCUAUUUUGUGGAAAGGAUGCUAGUAGCUACCGCAUCCUCGAUUGGCAGGAAGGAAAGGAUACGAGAAAGAAGGUGAUUAGGCAACUGGCUAAUCCUAUCUUGGCCCCGCAUGAUAAGCAUAAUUCUGAUAAUUUCCUGAAAGAGGAACACCAAUAA